AUGUCGUAAAUCUAAAAUAUAGAUGAAAAUCUUAGUGAAUUUAGCUUUGCAUAUAAUAAUGAAACUACUUAAUUGAAUAUCUCAAACUAAUUCAGAUUUAAUAAAAUUGAAGAAGAAGAAUCGUUAUAAGGGAGGUAUCUUCUUCGAAAAUACAUGCAUAAUUUAGAUUUUCUUCCAACUUAAUCCACUAUCAUAUCUUAUUCUAGACCUUUUUCUUCAAAAAUAUACGCAGAUUAAGGGAUAAUAGAAGGUCAUAACAACAAAUUCAACUGUAGUUUAGGAAUACCUAAGUUAACUUUAAAUCCCUUUAUCAAAGUAUGGAUGUCUCAUCAAUUAUGGAUUCCAUUGUAUGAACAUAGAAAUAGAAUUAAAAAAAUUAAAAAGUUGAUUGCCAAUUCAUCAAUAUAAUUAUCAUUUAACUAUGGUUUAGCCUUUAGUCAAACUCAUUUAGAUUUAAAUGAUACAUUUCACAAUCUUUAAUUUAGAGGCUUUAAUCAAAUGAUUGAGAUGAGCAAAUUGUAUAAUAGAAAAUAUGACACUUUUGCUAAAUUCGAUUUUAAAUAUAAUAUUCACAAUCUUUCAGGUAUGAAAGAAAAAAAUUUAUCAUAUUAAUUAUUUUGGUAUGGUUCAUUAUUAACUUUUGGACAUCCAAAGUCAUUAUUAUAAAACUUUAGAUCUUCUCUUGGUAUUGGAGUGUCAAUGCCAAUUGGAGGAAUGUAGCUUGAAGCAUUAGUUCCAAUUUACACCCAAAAAUAACAAUUUGACAAAGAUCCUAUAUUUUAGAUUAGAAUUGCUACAGAUGAUUGA
Messenger RNA from Paramecium tetraurelia, 807 nucleotides. RefSeq lists its product as uncharacterized. The transcript has a single exon. NCBI's taxonomy places the organism in Eukaryota, Ciliophora, Oligohymenophorea, Peniculida, Parameciidae. The record is from RefSeq and is a predicted model, not a curated record.